Messenger RNA from Urocitellus parryii (Arctic ground squirrel), 546 nucleotides. The record is from RefSeq and is a predicted model, not a curated record. NCBI's taxonomy places the organism in Eukaryota, Metazoa, Chordata, Mammalia, Rodentia, Sciuridae.
AUGGACACAUUCAGAGACCCCAAGACUGGUGGGCCUGGGACGACGCUGAGGACCCCAUGGAGGCGGAAACUAGAGUCACAGCCGGAUGAUCCCAAGGCGCGGGAAGUUGUUCACACCCCCAUACUCCGGGGUCCCGCCACCUCCCGCGUCCGGGUCCGAGUCCGCGCGCCGCGGUUCCCGGCGCCUCCUAGAUCUCCACGGAGCUCCGCCCCGGCCCCGCCCCGCGCCGCUCGGCCCCGCCCCGCCGGCCCCGGAGCCCCCCGAACCCUCCGAUCCGCGCGGCGCUGCAGGAAGGCGCAGUUUGGGUCUGAGGGCGACAGGCACCACGUCGUCUGCCUUUCAAGGCACCGAGAGGCGACAAUCGGACGUUGGGAGCAGGGCCCACCACCCAGGGCGCAGCCUGGGCCACCCGAGCCCUCGAUGGACGUCAGCCACGGUGGCCGCAGCGGGGACAACCGGGCUGGGAAGGAGAAAAUCAAGCGGGGUGUCGAGGGUCCGGCCUCAGACGCGCCCAUUUCUGGCGGGGAGCUGCGCUGGCCCCGCUGA